Molecule: messenger RNA, 568 nt
Organism: Paramecium octaurelia
Lineage: Eukaryota; Ciliophora; Oligohymenophorea; Peniculida; Parameciidae
Source: the annotation of a GenBank genome assembly
AAUAAUAAUGAUCGAGUCUUUCUAAUAGCAAUGCGAACAAAUCUAUUCUGAAAACCAAGAAAGUAACAUCGAAUAUCAUAUUCUAGUCAUAAAAGAGUUGAACAAGCUGAAGCAAAGUGCUCUUGAAAAAAAUCAAGAAAUCUUGAAAUUGCAACAUAUGUUUAAAGAAGUUGAACAAGAAUAUUAGCCUAUUCACGAUAAGAUAAAAUCAAUCAAAGAUUAGUUCUAAGAUUCCGAACUCAAUAAGCAAGCCAUUUGUGAUUCCCUUGAUGAUCUGGAGAAUCUGAUAAUGCGUUAAUUUGCCGAAUAAAUAAAAGGGAGCAAAAAAUCUAAAAAGACUUUAAAAAAGGAAUCUCCCUCAAAAGGAAAAAUAAACAACGAAAAUGAUCAAAACACAAUCAAUCUCAGAAAACGAACAAUCAAAUUGCAAAGUUAUGAUGACAAUUCUUAAACAAGUGAAUCUAGUGAACCAAUUAAAGUAUCGAAAAAGAAAGUUAAAACAAAUACUGAAGCUCUGGAUAAAGCCAAUUGUCUAAUUAACGAGAUUUUUUAAUUUAAUUGAGCAUCA